GCGCUUGGUGGGUUGCUGUUGUGUAUAUAACAGCCGAAAGAGGUGAGGCAGCAAAGCAGCCAUUAUCAUAUAUUCUUUACAGCACCUAUAUGACUUCCUAAGCCCAUCAACAACUUGGAUACCAUUUUCUUUAACAACCCCUUGAAAUGAAUCUGCUUGUCAGCCUUUUGGCCUCUUUAACAGGAUAUUAACCUCAUCCUUUAUCAUAUUCAAUAAGACUACUGAAACACACAAGAAAAAGCAUCAAGAAAAAAGGGAAAACUUCUGUUCCAUUCCUGAUUAUCUUCUCUGUGAUUGAUCAAAAUCCUCCCUUUUACUUCCAUAACUGUCAAUUGAUUCAAGAAAAUGGGUCUCUCAAGUCUUCCAGCCCCAUCUGAAGGAGUACUAUGCUUGCUGUUGGUAAACUAUGCCUUAUCAGUCUCCAUUUUCAAAGGCAUAGUCCGGUCAAUCCUUCGUAUUGUUGGCAUCCGUUUAUCAUCCUUCUCCUCAUCAUCUUCAACCCCCUCAUCAGAUUACCGUGAAGGCCUCACAGAAUCAGUUGAAUUUCGUUUAACUCCAUCAGAUACCUACAUUAAGGAGUUUCGGAGCAGGAGUCCUGCAACGCGAUUUGAUGCAGUGUGUAGCUGUAAACAGCCUGAGCAUGACUGCUCAGUUUGCUUGACUCAAUUUGAGCCAGAAUCAGAGAUCAACUGCUUAUCUUGCGGCCAUCUUUUUCAUAAGGUGUGCUUGGAGAAGUGGUUGGAUUACUGGAAUAUUACAUGUCCACUUUGCAGGUCUCCUGUGAUGCCUGAAGAAGAAGAUACAUCUUUCUUUUGGUGAGCAUAUACCAGAAGUUUGCUAGUCUCAGGACAUGUUCAUGUACAGUGUGUAGUGUACAGGUACUUGAGUGUAUCAGCCAGGACAUGGUGUUUUAUGCUGCUAAUCAUGGGUCCCUGAGAGACCAAAAAAAUUUUAUUGUACAUAUUGUAAGGCUUAUGCUGUUCUAUGCAUAAAUGCAACUUUGGUCUCAAACCUUUUCCUUUUCAA
Hevea brasiliensis (rubber tree) is the source of this 1026-nucleotide messenger RNA. Its product is annotated as probable E3 ubiquitin-protein ligase XERICO. NCBI's taxonomy places the organism in Eukaryota, Viridiplantae, Streptophyta, Magnoliopsida, Malpighiales, Euphorbiaceae. The record is from RefSeq and is a predicted model, not a curated record. The transcript has 3 exons. Bases 346 to 819 code for a protein of 157 amino acids.